Messenger RNA from Engraulis encrasicolus (European anchovy), 3033 nucleotides. It is a transcript of the gene thap12b, whose product is annotated as THAP domain containing 12b. Bases 231 to 2963 code for a protein of 910 amino acids. NCBI's taxonomy places the organism in Eukaryota, Metazoa, Chordata, Actinopteri, Clupeiformes, Engraulidae. The record is from RefSeq and is a predicted model, not a curated record. The transcript has 10 exons.
CACAACACAAUGCCGAAUUUCUGCGCGGCCCCAAACUGUACAAGAAAGAGCACCCAGUCCAACUUGGCAUUCUUCAGGUUCCCAAGAGACCCCGAAAGGUAGCUACGCCGUCAUGUCUUUCUGUGAUAUAACUUGUAGCCUACUGUUUUGCAUAACUCUCACUGUCCAGCCGAAACGUGACAAUGUGAUGAGUGUUCCAUCAAUUAGAGCGUAUCUUGUUCCAUUAGACAAUGCCCAUGUUCUCUUUCAAAGUAUGCAAGCUGUGGGUGGAGAACUGCCGCCGUAGCGACCUGGAGUGCAAGACUCCGGACCAGCUGAACAAGCACUACCGCCUCUGCGCCAAGCACUUCGAACCCGCCAUGAUCUGCAAGACGAGUCCAUACCGCACUGUCUUGAGGGAGACGGCCAUUCCCACGAUCUUCGACUUGACGAGUCACCUGACUAACCCACACAGCAGACACCGCAAGAGGAUCAAGGACCUGACGGAUGAGGACAUCAGGAGAAUCAAAGAGAGGAGAUUGGAGUCGUGUAUGGAGCAGCUUCAGAGCGGCGAGGGCGAGGGGGAUGGGGAGGAAGAGGGGGAGGUGCGGCCGGAGGGAGGUGAGGAAGAGAGUCCUAUGCUGAGCCGCGAGCAGCAAGAGGAGACGCAGUACACCCGCGUCGUCAUGGAAACACUACUCCUCAUGGCGCGCCAGGCCAUCCCCCUGCACACACCACGGGACACACCACGCAGUAGAAGGAGCAUCCCACAAACACGCUUACGAAGUCACACGGAGGAGGAGGAGGAGGAGGAGGAGGAAGAAGAAGAAGAAGAAGAAGAAGAAGAUGAUGAUGAAGACGAGGCCUCAUUGCACAGUAACCUGCAGGCCCUGCUAGAGCUGCGUAUGGCUGUGGGGGAUGCAGUACUGCACCGCCAGCUGGAGGGGGCAGCAGUCAACCAGGAGUGGUGCCCUCCAGAGGAGGUGGAGGGAGUGCUGUGUGCCCUGGAGGAGGCCAGCAGGGAGGAGGUGCUGAGGGAGGUGAGGUGCGCCUCCUCCUACUCCCUCCUGACGCUGGAGCCUGAGGAGUUCCCCCGCGGCCCCCGGCUGCCCCUCUGCCUGAGGUACGUCGACCAGGACGACGCCCUCCGCGAGGAACUGGUGGCACUGCUGGAGCUGCCCCAGGGGACACCGGGGGACGUCGGAGAGGAGACGCAAGGGGACGGGGGCGGGGAUAAGGACGGGGACAGUGAGAGCGACAGGUAUGGACGGGCCCUGGCUUGGCACCUGGAGGCCCAGCUAACUAAGGUGUCGGGGCUCAGCAUGGAGCAGUGUCGCGGCCAGGCACACGCCGCCACAGGAGCCCUCUCUGGUUACAUGCGGACCGCUGCAGAGUGCUUAAGCAACAAGUAUCCACUAGCGGUGUUGACUCCCCAGUCCUGUGUGUCUCUCAACGUCUUGUUAGCGCGCCGCUCUCGGCUAGCCGGCGUCACCACCGCGCUAACAAUUAUCGGCCACAUGGAGGCGCUCCUGCUCUCGUCGCCACAGUUACGCGCAGAGAUGGGCCGCAGCCUGGACCUGCUGUUGCCAGGCAACCCGGAGAGGGCGGAGUACCUGCGGGGGGCGUGUUCCUCCGGCUGGAGCGAACGGCACGACGCGUUCGAGAUCGCCGUGGAGAUGGUGGAGCCAAUGGUAUUGUGUCUAGGCACCCUGCGGGAGGAAGGGGAGGAGCUAAGGCAGGAAGAGGAAGAGGAGGGACAAGUGAAGAAAGAUGAGGAACAAAAGAAGGAAGAGGCGGGGCAAGAGAAGAAGACGGCCAGUCAGUGGGAUGUUGCGUCCCCCUGGGGCACCUCCCUGCGUAGGCGUGCGGUGGCGGUGAGCGAGGCGCUGGGUGACUUCUCUCUCCUGGUGACGCUAGUUGUGCUGCGCCACACGCUGGCCUUCACCCGGGCCUUCGGGAAGAAUCUCCACGGCAACACGCUGGAUGUCUUCCUGGCGGCCAAUAGCCUGCCGGCCGUCCUGCACUCGCUAGCGGAGGUGCUCGACAACAUAGAGGUCUAUCAUGAGUUUUGGUUCGAGGAGGCCGUAUCCCUGGCAGCCAAUGUGAGCGUGGGCCCGUGUUUGCCCCGCGCAGUUCUCCUCCGGCAGGAGGCGGAGCCCGUCUCCCCGGAGUCCCACUACAGGCAGCACCUGACCCUUCCCAUCAUGCACUUCGUCAGGCAGGAAGUGCGCUCGCUCUUCUCGGAGCAGCACGUGCGCGCGCUGCGCUGCCUGUCGCUGGUGCCCGCGGUGAUGGGCCACCUGAAGUUCAACACGGCGGCGGAGGACACCUCGCACGCCUCCCACAGUUACCGCGGCGACCUGCCCAACCCCGACACGCUGGCCGCCGAGCUGCACUGCUGGCGCAUCAAGUGGAAGCACCGCGGGCGGGAGGUGGCCCUGCCCUCCACGCUGGCACACACGCUGGCGCUGCCCGAUCUCAAGUUCUUCCCCAACGUCCGGGCCUUCCUGCGCGUCCUGGCCACGCUGCCGUUGCUAUGGGAUACCGCCCGGGCGGAGGGGGAGGGGAGCACCGAGGGGGUCUCGAGCGCCCGGCGGAGACUCCGCUGUUACCUGGCCAACACACCCGUGCACCUGAGACACACCUCCCUGGCCCUGCUCUACACACACACACACCUGCUCAUGGACCUCACACACCUGGCCAGGCAGUACACACAGCACGGCAGGGACGCACAGCACACAAACACACAGGAGGCACACACGCAUAAGGACGGGGAACAACAAGAACAACAACAGCAUACACACUCACAAGAGGCCAGCAGGGACGCUCAACACACACACGCAGACUCACAGGAGGAUGGGGUGGAACGCCAACACACACUCUCACACACACACUCAAUCAAACAGGAGCAGGACACAUACUCACCCACACAGGAGGGGAGCAUAGACCAGAAGGUAAACACACAAGACAAAACCACCUCCUGAUAAAGCUCAACUUACCACUGGUCUAACACACACACACACACACACACACACACACACACACACACACACA